Messenger RNA from Coregonus clupeaformis (lake whitefish), 2287 nucleotides. RefSeq names its product inosine-uridine preferring nucleoside hydrolase-like. The transcript is spliced from 8 exons. NCBI's taxonomy places the organism in Eukaryota, Metazoa, Chordata, Actinopteri, Salmoniformes, Salmonidae. Gene Ontology annotation, molecular function: hydrolase activity, hydrolyzing N-glycosyl compounds. The coding region runs from base 273 to 1898 and encodes 541 amino acids. The record is from RefSeq and is a predicted model, not a curated record.
CGUCCAAAGAUUGGUCUUUUAAUACAUUCACGGCAUUAGGAAAAGGUUUUGGAGAACUACGGUCUGCUAAGAAUACGACCUUGGCAGACAUCAGCAGUCCAGAUUUAUUCAUGUGGUCUAGUACGCUUGAUCACACUCCAGUCCAGACGGUGGCAGUAAUGCACUCAACAUCUGGUUUGCACACUAAAGAACGAACAAAAACGGGGAAGAAGAAGAACUCGAUUGUAGUGGCUGCGGUUCCGUGAAAGGACGUCUUUGUUUCUCGAAGAGGAAUGGCUUCUCUUGAUGUUGGGUCGACAUACUCAAAUUAUACAGACUUUAAUAAUGCGGUUAUCGCAUUCGAAAAUGAGAAUUUUGUACAGUUUUACCGCCGUGACGCAAGAACAAUUGAAAAAGUCAAACGAUUAAAUCCAAGGCACCAUUACAAUCCUGAGUUGAAGUAUGUGAACAUACAUCUGACUUGUAUACACGGUGGCAGAAAUUUCUUAUCACAUUCUAAAGGAGUGCGUCCGAAAACGAGUACCUGCAGGGUUGGAUGCCCAGCGUUAAUCAAAGUCAAAACUACAGAGGAUGGAGAGAGAUUAGUUGUGAAGGAAAUGGUCAAAAUACACAACCAUGAAGUCAGUGAGGCUACAUUCAAGCACUACCCCAAGAGGAGACAACUAUGUCCGGCUGAACGUGCCAAGUGUUCAGAAUUGCUGGCAAAGUACGAUGGCAACAAAAGAUUGGUGAUAGAAGAGCUCACCAAAGUAACUGGAAAGGUCAUCCUACCGAAGGACAUUCACAACAUUGCAGCAACAUUGAACUGUCCUCCAAAAUGUGAGAGAAAGAAACACGAGGUGAUCAAAGGGAUUCGAAUGGUGAUGGACACUGAUACAAAGCUAAGAGAACAGGCAAGAAAAAGGCGGCCUGGAUCUGCUUUCAAGGAUCCAAGGAGGUCGGAGAAGAAGCUGGUGCUUGACGUGGACACGGGGCUGGAUGAUGCUCAGGCCAUCAUGAUGGCUCUCGCAGCCCCCAACGUGGAGGUCCUGGGGAUCACCUGCGUAAGCGGCAACACCUCCCUGGAAAACUCCUGCAGGAAUACACUGCGCGUUCUCAAGGUCUGCCAGCGACUUGAGAUCCCAGUGUUCGGUGGAGCUGCGGAGCCUCUGAUGGGCCACCUGCUGUCUUCAGGCACCUUCCAUGGGCAGGAUGGGCUGGGGGACGCCCCUGACCCAGACGCCCCGGGCUUGGAGCUGCUGCAGACAGAAGGAGCUGUGGAAGCCAUCAUCAGGCUGGUCAAUGAGAACCCUGGAGAGGUGUGCCUGGUAGCCACAGCCCCGUUGACCAACCUGGCCCUUGCAGUGAAGAUUGACCCCACCCUCCCUCAGAAACUCAAAGGCCUCUUCAUUAUGGGAGGCAACACUGACUCUAGGGGGAACACCACCGUGUGUGCAGAGUUCAACUUUGCUGCCGAUCCGGAGGCUGCUUACAUUGUCCUGAACCGCUUCUUCUGUCCAACCUACAUCGCUACCUGGGAGUUCUGCUGUGAGAACAAGCUACCAUGGUCGUUCUGUGACAAGUGGCUGGCCCAGGACACAGACAAGGCCCGCUUCAUGAAGAGCGUCUUCAAACACACCAUGGACACCGUGGCCUCCUGCGCUCGCUUCCAGAGGGAGAUGACGGCCGGACCGGGCUUUGUGUCGUGCGACUCGUACGCCAUGGCAGCGGCCAUCGAUGACGGUUUCGUGUGGGUGUCUGAGCCGGUGGCGGUUACCGUGGAGCUUCAGGGGACCUACACCCGGGGCAUGAUGGUCCUGGACAAGCUGGGAGUCCUGGAGAAGGAGCACCAGGUCGUCAUCAUGAGGACGGUGGACCUGGAGAGCUUCAAGGGGCUGUUGAUGGACUCCCUGAAGUAACAAGCACUGGGUUGGGAACCCCACCUAAGCCACUGUCCCAUAUUGCUUUCAAUUGUUUUUUUAUCAUUAUUGAUCAAAUGGAUAUGGAUAUGUCUCCAGUGUCUGUUUUGACUUGCCAUUAUGUUCUGAAUCACCAAUCAUUUUACUUUAACAGGAAAUAUAUAUUCUACAAUGUUUCUUUUCUGAUAUUGUCUUACUAUAUUACAUGAGGUCAGCAGCAAAUGUCCAUGAGUAAUGUUACCAGGCUAUCAGUUACUUUUUUUAGAUUGCAUUUCUUUCCUGUUAAUGACAAAGGGAUAAAGUAAAACUUAUUUAUUGAAAGUGCUCGGCAAUGUACACUCAGAGAAACGUCCCUUAGUCCAAUUGAAAUACAAAUUCACCACUUUCCA